AUGACGAUUGGGCCAGGUGGCCCAUAUCAGAUCCAGAUACCACUACCUCCCAAGAUCGAUGCCUCUGUCACCAUGAUGCAAGUUGGGGAAAAGCCCGACGUUACCUACUCCGACGUCGGAGGCUGCACGGAGCAGAUAGAGAAGCUGCCUGAAAUGGUGGAGACGCCGCUUCUCUCUCUACAACGUUUUGUGAAGCUGGGUAUCGACCCUCCCAAAGGCGUCUUGCUUUUUGGACCGCCUAUAGGCCACAUGCAGGGGCCGUCGGCCGCCUACCCCAUUUGCCACCGGCAUUCAUGGGUAGGACAGAGGCCGCCCAGGAACGUCCUGGAGUAG
This is a messenger RNA of Coniophora puteana RWD-64-598 SS2, 333 nucleotides long. RefSeq lists its product as uncharacterized. The transcript has a single exon. Bases 1 to 333 code for a protein of 110 amino acids. Gene Ontology annotation, biological process: proteasome-mediated ubiquitin-dependent protein catabolic process. Gene Ontology annotation, cellular component: proteasome regulatory particle, base subcomplex. Gene Ontology annotation, molecular function: proteasome-activating activity. The record is from RefSeq and is a predicted model, not a curated record. Lineage: Eukaryota; Fungi; Basidiomycota; Agaricomycetes; Boletales; Coniophoraceae.